GGACACUGCACACGAGAGCUUUACACUGCACACCACAGGAUAGUGGCGGUUUGUUGCUCCUCUCCCAAUAUAACAUGGAGGUGGCACCCUGUGUCCAGGAAGCUAAUAGCCGUGCAGCAUCACUGUUGGCAAGUCUGAACAUCCAAAGAGGACGAGCUCAGUUCUGUGACUGUGUGGUCAGACAGAGACAGAACCUGAGUCAACUUCAUCCUGCACACAGGUGUGUUCUGGCAGCUUCUAGUCCAGUGUUGGCAUCUAUCUUGUCCUCUUCUGGUGCCCUGGUGGAACUGCAGGCUCCAUGUCUGUCUGACUCUGUACUGGCACUUCUUUUGGAUUACAUUUACACAGGGGCUUUGCCAUACACUCACAGCCAGCGCCAGUAUUAUAAUCUACUUGCUGCCGCCUGCCACUUGCAGAUGAAUGAACUGCAGGAGGCUCUGAAGGCUUGGCACCAGAAUGCAGGUGAUACAAAUGCUUCUGCUGGAGCUAAGAAUCAGCCAUAUAAAGACAUUAACAAUACUUAUAGUACAACUGUGAACACUUUUAGUGAGCAUCUGCCAUUAUCACUGGAGAGAGAGGAUCAUCAAUAUUCAGCCACUGUGGACACAUGUGAUGACUUAGAUCCAUGUAGAACUAGCAGUAAAAAUGGUGCAAACCACUGUAGCAGAAAAGAUGCAAGCACUAUAAGCAAUGCAAGUACCUGUAGUGUAAAUACAUGUGACUACAGGCAAGUAACUCAUCUGACACCUGAGGAUUUGAUUCAAAAUACCCCUUGCACCACCGAAGGGCAUGUGGUAUCUGGAGUGGACAAAGGUGAGGUGCAAAAUGAUCCGUUUCAUUCAGCUUAUUCAGAUUGCAUAGCGGAGGAGCUAGAGAAGACACACGAGGACAGGAGGAGCUUGACUUUACCGUGCACUGCUGAGGUUCAAGAGGAAGAGAUGAGCAGAGCAGAGAAGAAGCAGCGACUGUGUUUAACAGUGAAAAGUAAAGCAGAGGAGAAGGAAACUAAUAGAAAAGAGGAAGACAAGACUCAGACCUGUCUCUCAGCCUCCCACCUCAGGGAAAAUGUUCCCCCUUCACAGUGCUCCUCCUCAUCCUCUUCCUCAUCCCCGCAUCCGUGCUGUGGAGCAGUGCCUGUCAUUCGUCACAGCAGUAGAGCAGCUAUGCUCCAUCUGGCAGAAGUGUCUCCAAUGCCUCCUCACCAUCCAGUAUUCCAGGCCUCAUGCAGCUCCAACAGGGCCCCUGACUCACCAUCAGGAAGCACAGACAGUGACAGCAUUGUUGAAGGUAUUACCGCUACACACAAAAAUCUCUAUGGGGAACAGAAUAAUGAUUACAGAUACAAAAAAGAACACAUUGGGACACAGAAUUGGGAUCAAAAGGAUAGUUCAAAUCAAUCUCACAUCCUAAAACAGGAUUACGACAGCAGCAAUACCGAUCAUUUCAUAGGACAGAAUGAUGAACAUAUGAGCAAUGGAUUAUCCCACAUUACAGAUCAUACUCAUCGCCAUGCUUAUUGUGAUUCAUUUCAGAAUAAGAAUCGCACAAAACAUCUUAGAGAUGAUUUAGUGCCACAGAAUGAGGAGAGCAGCAAUUUCGUAAGAGGAUUGCAGUAUAAACCUGAUAUCAGUUUUGAUGAUUUUACCUCCAAAACUCCGCGACUGGAUUGUUCUGAUGAUUGCCAAAAUGUCUGGAUGGCAACUGCAGCAGAGGAACAGUACAUUCGCUCACAAGAUACGAGCGCUGUAGUUUCACUUCCUGUACAGGACUCAAACACAGGAAGUGACUCUCACUGUGAAAAUUUGUGUUCCCAGGGAGAAACAAAAGAGGAAUACAGUUACUCAAGGUGUCCAGCUGGAACAGAUAGACAGGACAGCCACUGUUACCUCUACGGACCCAAGGCGGAUUGGUACACAAACUUGCAUCGAGCUGAAAGGAGCACAAAAGAUGCUGCCUCUAGCCAGCAUGAACGUGACUCAGACAACAGAGACACACCUAUGAUGGACAAAAGACACAGUGUUGAUGUUUGUCGGCCAGUCUCCACCACUCCAGAAUCAUGUUUGGAUAGCGUCGCUGGUGGUCUCUCUGGCAUUGAACACCGUACACCUGUGGAACUCGGAAAGAUGUCAGGCACUGAGCUCACAGAGCCACCCUUAACUUUUACAAUGUCUAUGGCCCACAACACCACUGACCCUACUUACAGUGUUGUGCGCCCAUCAUACUGUGGACAUCUUCAAUAUCACUGCCUACCACAAGAGGAAACUUACUUAUCACACAGAUACUCUGGUCGCAAACACUCCCACCCGAGCCACCCUGAUCAUUCAGACCAGUCCAGUGAUGAGGGGGAGGUUGGUACCUUUGCCAGUCCAGGUUACAGUCCUCUGAGGCAGCAGUUUGCUACAGGAACUACAGACCAGAUUCUACUGCUGGACAUUAAUGCCACACCUGCUGAGUUGCUAGUUGCUAAUGCAAUCCACCAAAAGGAAACAUUUGGAAAUGGGUUUGGGGAUAAUGUUAGAGAGCAAUGGACUGAGGAAACAUCUGUAGCAUGUGUUGAUACUAAAUAUCAGGUUGGAGAAACAAAUGUUGAAGAAAGAAAAUCUGUUGGUAAAGACCAAAGCAGGCCAGGAGCUGAGGUUAUACAUAAAGCUGAGGUUGAGGAGGGGGUUUCCAACCCUAUAAAUGGUCAGAGCCAAGCCCCUACCUUGGCAGUCUGUUCACCUACUGAUGUGCAAGACUCUAUACAAUCCAAAAUGUCAUCUACCUUGUCUAUCUGCAUACCUUCUACCCUGGCAGCCAGUAUGGCAACAAAUCUAUCAGUUCACCUGCCAAACCCUGUUCACCACCCUUUCAAGUGCUCUCUGUGCCACCGUGCCUUCAGCCAACGAGGCUCUCUAAAUAGACACCCUUCACCUGCCCCCGCUGCCCUAUGA
Perca flavescens (yellow perch) is the source of this 2933-nucleotide messenger RNA. RefSeq lists its product as uncharacterized. Gene Ontology annotation, molecular function: RNA polymerase II cis-regulatory region sequence-specific DNA binding; DNA-binding transcription factor activity, RNA polymerase II-specific; protein binding. Gene Ontology annotation, biological process: regulation of transcription by RNA polymerase II. The transcript is spliced from 3 exons. The record is from RefSeq and is a predicted model, not a curated record. The coding region runs from base 75 to 2933 and encodes 952 amino acids. NCBI's taxonomy places the organism in Eukaryota, Metazoa, Chordata, Actinopteri, Perciformes, Percidae.